AUGAGCAGCGAAAGAGGAGAACAGGUCAUUGACACCUUCUACACCACAGUUCACACACUGCGCAGGCAAACUGGAAAUGAAUGGCGGGGGCUUCGCUACAUGCAGAAAGACGGCAGGUUCCUGGUGACGUUCCAGAAGGCCCCUGGAGACUGGAGCACAUAUUUAAUGGACAUCUUCACCACUCUUGUCGAGGUCCGCUGGAGGAUCAUGCUCCUUGUCUUCUCCCUUUCUUACAUUUUCUCUUGGCUCUGUUUUGGUCUCUGCUAUUGGCUCAUUGCCCAUGUUCAUGGAGAUCUUACAAAUCCAGAAGAGAAGCUCUGUAUGGCAAAUGUACGAGGCUUUACCGGAGCUUUUUUAUUUUCGAUGGAGACCCAAGCAACUAUUGGCUAUGGCUUCAGAGGGAUGCUGGAGAACUGUAUGGUGGCUAUUGUUGUAGUGACGAUCCAAGACAUUAUUAGCUGUUUUCUUGACACCAUUGUCAUCGGCGUUGUCGUGGCUAAGAUGGCGUCUGCUCGUAAGAGGGCUCAGACUGUUGGUUUCAGCCGCUGCGCUGUGGUCAACCUGCAAAAUGGGGUCCUGUGUCUGUCAUGGCGCCUUGGGGAUUUCAGAGGUAAUCAUUUUCUUGAGGGGGUUGCCCGUGCACAGUUGGUCCGUUACAGGAGGCAGCCACUUGGCUCUAUUGUGAUGUCAUACCAGGACUUGGACAUCCAGAACCGGGACAUUGUCCUCGCCACACCAACGACUAUAACUCACAAGCUGGAUUUGGGGAGUCCCUUAUACAGGUUGGGCCCUGAUGGUUUGCUGGAGGAGAACUUUGAACUGGUGGUCUCUUUCACCUACACUGGGGACUCCACAGGAAUGCUCCACCAGACCCGAAUGUCCUACACCCCAGCAGACAUCCGCUGGGGCCAGCGCUUCCAGAACAUGCUGAGAGUGGACAAGAAGUGCUACAAGGUGAACUACGCUCUGUUUAAUGAGACCACCUGGGUGUCAGUGCCCAUGCUCAGUGCAGAGGUCUACGACAGAAUGAAUCAUCCUGUAGAAGGUAGUCCACAGUUACCACCAGUCAUGAGAAACGGACACAGAUGUCAGGUCAAUAUCAACAUCUACGAGGAUGUGAUGCUGCAAACCCACUUGUAG
This is a messenger RNA of Nematolebias whitei (Rio pearlfish), 1140 nucleotides long. Its product is annotated as inward rectifier potassium channel 16-like. The coding region runs from base 1 to 1140 and encodes 379 amino acids. Gene Ontology annotation, cellular component: plasma membrane. Lineage: Eukaryota; Metazoa; Chordata; Actinopteri; Cyprinodontiformes; Rivulidae. The transcript has a single exon. The record is from RefSeq and is a predicted model, not a curated record. Gene Ontology annotation, biological process: regulation of monoatomic ion transmembrane transport; potassium ion import across plasma membrane. Gene Ontology annotation, molecular function: inward rectifier potassium channel activity.